GUCAACGUUUUCGUUUCGAAACCAUUCUUGUCUUUCGUAAGAUUUCCCAUCAUUCCCGCACACCGGAAACGGAAACGAGUGUGAAGAUAACGGAUGGUCUGAUGUUCGAGAAAAUAGAUUGCUAAUGCCGGAAAAGAUCACCGUAUUUUGAAACACACAACUAGACACACUGGUUUGAAGAUUAGUAUCAAAGUCAACGGAUUUAAAAAAAGGUGGUGCUGACUUAUUCUUUCUGGGUUUGACUGCAAUGGAGGGCUCAGACAAUGCAGAUCAGGGCAGUAGUGAACAGGCCGAUUCACAACGCAGGCAACAGCAGGACCGCCUUCACCGAGAGGAGGCCUUCUACCAGUUUGUUAACAAUCUGAGUGAGGAGGACUACAGGCUGAUGAGAGACAACAAUCUUUUCGGCACACCAGGUGAAAUUACCGAGGAAGAGUUGUUAAACCGCCUUCAUCAAAUUAGGGAUGGCCCUGAACAGCCACAUAGUAGCAACAGCAGCAGCAACAGUCCUCAAGUCAGUAGGGGGGAGCCCAGAGUUUCUGAGGCAGAGGGUACAGAAGAAGCAUCCAAUGGCGACAACCUUCUUGACUGGCUCAACACUGUGCGUCAAACGGGCAACACCACAAGAAGCGGGCACCGGGGCAACCAGUCAUGGCGGGCGGUGAGCCGAACCAAUCCAAGUAGUGGAGACUUCCGCUUCAGCUUGGAGAUCAACAUCAAUCGCAACAUAGCUGAGCAGCAAACACAGACUGAGGCCGAUCGGCUAGACGCAGAACAAAGCCGCACUGAUGGCACUGUAUCUGAACCUGAGACACCCAUGGAGGCGGCAGAGGUGGUUGAAGAGCCAGUGGUGGAGGAGAUGGCUGUUAUAGUCGAGCCAGAGCUUCCUGCACCUAAUAGCCCAGCUGUAACCCGGCCGACAAGCCCACAAAAUCAGCUCCCAACUUCUCCAAGUCUGCCUCAAGUAGAACGCCCAAGUAGAGGCCAGAUUAGAGCCCGUAGUCCAAGCCCGGAACAGCGCAGAACCAGGGCGCGAACAGCUAGGAGUCAUUUAGCUCUCAGCCUGGACCAGUUAGAUGGGCUUCCGCAGGCUCGCCAUGGUCUACCCUCUCGAAGUCCUGAUCCUGUCCCCGAAGUUCAGGUAGAUGGCAGCUCCAGGACACGACUCCAUGUUCUUUCUCGGCAGAAUAUACAGUUAGAAAAUGAGGAAACUAUAGCAACUACAGAGCCCCAACCAGCACCUCAGCCCCACCAGGAAGUUGAAACGCCUUCAGGAGAAACAGGUGCUUCAGCCCGACGUCCUCCAACAAUAAUGCUGGAUUUGCAGGUUCGUAGAGUGCGACCAGGUGAGUACCGCGAGAGAGACAGCAUUGCCAACCGUACCCGCUCUCGAUCACAGACCUCAAACAACACUUUCUUGUAUGAAACCGAGCGUGGAGGCUUUCGCAGGACCUUUUCACGUUCAGAAAGGGCAGGUGUGAGAACGUACGUCAGCACUAUCCGUAUUCCCAUCAGGAGGAUCUCAGAUGCCGGGCUUGGUGAGGCCACCUCCAUGGCCCUGCAGUCCAUGAUCCGGCAGAUCAUGACUGGCUUUGGUGAACUCAGCUACUUCAUGGACUCUGACUCGGACUCCACAGACUCAAGCCGUGGCUCCAACCCCGCGGCAGAUCUUGCUGACGCGCUGGGAAAUCCAGAUGCUGGAAGUCCCUCUACUGUGACUGAGCCAUCACUUGGGGCAGGAGGCUCAAUUCAGAGUGGCUCAGAAGCACAGACUGAAGAGAGGGAGGACAGUGGUGCAGCUCUGAGAGAGAGCAGGGCAAGGCAACGAGCUCCUGUCAGCCUAGAGGAUUCCGGCUCUUUGCCCUUUCUGCGACUUGCACAUUUCUUCUUGCUCAAUGAUGAAGAUGAUGAUCAGCCCAGGGGCCUCACCAAAGAGCAAAUCGAUAACCUUUCCAUGCGCAAUUUCGGUGAGAGUGAUGCACUCAAGACCUGUAGUGUCUGCAUUACAGAGUAUGCUGAAGGCAACAAGCUUCGCAAACUUCCCUGCUCACAUGAGUAUCACGUGCAUUGUAUUGACCGUUGGCUUUCAGAGAAUUCAACUUGCCCCAUUUGUCGCAGGGCAGUCCUUGUUUCUGCCAACAGAGAGAGCGUUGUUUAGACUCCUGUCAUACUUCAUACUAUUCUUUCGCCUUACUAUAACAUUUGGUACCUGCAGACAUGCAAACGCAAACUAUGUUAGAGCAUCAGAUUGAUGAGAUGUGUAGAGUACAUUUACAGAGACACUUCACUUAUGCUCAAAUCCAGACUUUUAUCUCCUGAAGGUUCCAGUGAAAUAGUAAAUGUUAUUUAUCCAAAAUGUUUGAUUACAUUGCAAUGAUUAAGAAUUAAGAACUAAUCAUUUGUGCUUAUACGUUAGACUGGGUGCAAUCUGAUUAGAUGGAAAUCAGGCAUUCUGAUAGUUGAAAGAUAUAUUUAUGUACAAUUUAUUGCUUUUGGAUUAUCUAAAGAAUUGUUUUGAUCCAUUGUAAUUGUAAUUUGGACACCAUUUUAGGUUCUCAGCAAAAGUUAUUAGCAACAUUUUUCUUCAGUAUACAUAAGUGUAAAAAAGAUGUAAUGCUAUUAAAUGAUCUAUAAGUGAGUUUUCAGUUUGGCCAACAAGAACCUUUACUUCAGAUAAGGACUGUGUUUCCUCAAACAUCAAUUAAGCCUAGUCUAAUAUACUGUCAAUGGGAGUUCUUAAAAAUCCAUUUUAGCCAUGAUUUAAUCUGACAUAAUUAGACUAGGCUUUUGCUGAGAACAUCUCUCACUGAAUUUUGUAAAGAAGGCGUGUUCCUGAGUUUUGCUGCGUGAAAAAUUGAUCAAAUGUGAGUUUCAAGCCCUAUAAUGCCACCACGCUGUAUUUACUCCCAAGGCUUUUCAUCUUAACAGUGGUCGUUCAAGAUACUGACUCAAAUCACUUCAUAUUUCAGAACAAGUUAAAGGACUUGCAUAUCACAGAUGCUAGUACAACAUGUACAAAAGAAGAAUUUGAUCUGUAUAAACUUGGUACAGACAUGAAGGUUCAAGUUUAAAUUGAAGAGUUAUCUCCUGGAAACAAAGUUUCUCUCCAUCUUCUGUAUAUUGCAGUAGCACUACUCUGUUGUGCCGAACUGAAACAAUGAAGGUUAUUUCUUCAUAUUUGUCCGAUAGUAGGUUUUUAAUGUAUUUGGUAAAUAAAGUUUCUGGUUGAAGAGUACUGAAGAAUAAGUAAAGACAGACAAAAGCAAUCAUAAAGUCAUCUUAAUUCUUCUAAAGUGGAGUCCAUUCCCAAGUAUUCUCUCUGACUGGCCACAGCAGGAUUCUUUUUUUUUUUUUUUUUUUUGCACUAUUGGCAUGCAGCCUCAGAUGUCCAUCAAUGCAGCCCAAUAUAGUUCAGAAUGUUUUAUAAAUUUGCAAGUUGCAUUUUAGUGAACAGGGUGGUGUUGCUUUUUUUUUUUUUUUUU
Pangasianodon hypophthalmus (striped catfish) is the source of this 3482-nucleotide messenger RNA. RefSeq names its product ring finger protein, LIM domain interacting (gene rlim). Gene Ontology annotation, cellular component: nucleoplasm; cytoplasm. Gene Ontology annotation, biological process: protein ubiquitination; random inactivation of X chromosome; ubiquitin-dependent protein catabolic process. The coding region runs from base 248 to 2158 and encodes 636 amino acids. Lineage: Eukaryota; Metazoa; Chordata; Actinopteri; Siluriformes; Pangasiidae. Gene Ontology annotation, molecular function: ubiquitin protein ligase activity. The transcript has 4 exons. The record is from RefSeq and is a predicted model, not a curated record.